AUGCAGGCGACGGGCUUGCCGGUGCGCUUCAUCGCCACCGUCGCGCACAUCAUCACGUGGGUGACGAUUCUGUUCGACCUGAGCGAGGCGUCGUCCAAAGGAGGCAUCAGCACCCAGGAUCUCGAGGGCCUGUCUUACAGCGCGGUGGUGCUCAUGGUGGUCGAGGUGGGGCUGCUCAUGUCGGGCCUGACGACGUUCCUCUCGGGCCUCGCCGCGUGGCAGACGCUCUUCCACGCCGUGGGCACGGGUCUGGUGGCGGGCUGGAUCGAGGGGGGUUGGAACCAGAGCUCGCUGGUGUCCUUCUUCGUGUUCUUCAACAUCCUGCCCUUCCUGCUCGAGUGCGGCUCCGCCUACUACAUGUACAAAAACCACCUCACGCGGUACCGGUAG
This is a messenger RNA of Pedinophyceae sp. YPF-701, 390 nucleotides long. NCBI's taxonomy places the organism in Eukaryota, Viridiplantae, Chlorophyta, Pedinophyceae. The record is from the annotation of a GenBank genome assembly.